UAAGCUUAUUGGAAGGUGACCACAUCCCUACAUCAAACGGCCAUUGUCAUUAUAGACGAGUUGCCAUGCCACCAACGACCUCUGCCAUUCCCGGCGAAAUCCUCCUCGGCUCUCUACUUCCCAUCCGUUAUGGCAUCUUCUGACAACAUCAAAGUUGAAAGAGAAAUCAAGGAAAGGGGGCACAAAGAUGAAGAGAAAAAUGAGGAGAAGGGGGGCUUCCUGGAUAAGAUCAAGGAUUUUAUCCAUGACAUUGGAGAAAAGAUUGAAGGUGCGGUGAAGUUUGGAAAGCCAACAGCAGAUCUGAAGGCAGUCCACCUUCCUUCAAUCAAUUUGCAGAAGGCAGAGCUUGUUGUGGAUGUGUUAGUUUCGAACCCCAAUCCUAUACCAAUUCCUCUCGUCGAUAUUGACUACUUGAUCGAAAGUGAUGGUAGAAAGCUUGUAUCAGGGCUGAUUCCAGACGCAGGAACAAUCCAUUCUCAUGGCUCAGAGACCAUAAAGAUACCAUUGACAUUGAUAUUUCAUGAUAUUAAGAGUACUUAUGAUGAUAUUAAACCAGGAAGCAUUAUACCUUAUAGAGUGAAGGUUGCUCUCCUUGUGGAUGUGCCUAUUUUUGGAAGGCUAACUCUGCCUCUGGAGAAGCAAGGUGAAAUUCCUGUGCCUUAUAAACCUGAUGUUGACCUUGAAAAGAUUCGCUUUGGGAAGUUCUCCUUUGAAGAAACUGUUGCAACCUUGCACCUGAAAAUAGAGAACAAGAAUGACUUUGAAUUAGCACUCAAUAAGUUGGAUUAUGAGAUUUGGCUCUCUGAUGUGAGUAUUGGAAGUGCUGAGCUCUACAAAUCUGUAAAAAUUGCAAAAAAUGGAGUUAGCCGGAUUCAGAUUCCGAUGACUUUUCGGCCUAAGGAUUUGGGUUCUGCUGUUUGGGACUUGAUGAGGAGAAGAGGUAGUGGAUAUUCAAUAAAAGGUAAUAUUGAUGUGGAUACUCCAUUCGGACCAAUGAAGUUGCCAAUUAGCAAGGAGGGUGGAACAACUCGUUUGAAGAAGGGUAAAGAUGAUGAUGAUGACGAUGAGGAAUAAAAAGAUGCGGCUUGGGCUAUGCAAUUAGCCACCAAAAAUGGUAGAAAAAAAAUUAUGUAUCAGAAUAUUUUUUUACUAAAUUUGAUUAUGUUGGAUUUUACUUUAGAGCUGUUAAAUUUAUAUUUUGAGAUUAAUAGGUUAUAAAAUUAGGCCAAAACCAUAUUUAAGCA
Molecule: messenger RNA, 1244 nt
Organism: Phalaenopsis equestris
Lineage: Eukaryota; Viridiplantae; Streptophyta; Magnoliopsida; Asparagales; Orchidaceae
Exons: 3
Coding region: 130-1074 (314 amino acids)
Biological process (GO): response to desiccation
Cellular component (GO): cytosol
Source: RefSeq, a predicted model, not a curated record